Ogataea polymorpha is the source of this 913-nucleotide messenger RNA. RefSeq lists its product as uncharacterized. The transcript has a single exon. The record is from RefSeq and is a predicted model, not a curated record. NCBI's taxonomy places the organism in Eukaryota, Fungi, Ascomycota, Pichiomycetes, Pichiales, Pichiaceae. Gene Ontology annotation, biological process: mitochondrial electron transport, NADH to ubiquinone. The coding region runs from base 33 to 575 and encodes 180 amino acids.
GUAAUAUCCAAGCCAAAUAGCUUCUAUUCCCGAUGUCGUCAACCAACACUUUUGACUCCAUUUCCACGUCUAAGGUCACAGACAAGUUAAGAGACACUCAGUACGUGCUGGAAAAUGCCCCUCUCCCAAAGGAAAUCCCCCACGUGAAGGAGAUAGGAGCCACCACGGGACCUCUGGUCAGUGCCUCGUUUUUCAUCGGCGACAGAUGCAAAGAGUACAAUGACGACUUUAUGAAGUGCCACCAGGAAAAUGGCAAGAAUGGUACCAUCAACUGCUUGACAGAGGGCCGCAGAGUGACGAGAUGCGCGGCCAGCGUGAUCCGCGAUCUGAACACCCAUUGCAAGAAGGAGUUCGAGCUGCAUUUCCAGUGUUUGAACUAUUCCAACAUGGAGCUCAAAAACUGUAGAAAAGCUGAGUGGCUUCUCAACAAUUGCGUGUUCAAGAACCUGAACCUGCAGAAACGCAUUCCGGAUGACGGGAAUAGAGAGGUUUUCAAGCCAGGCAACCAGAUUUACGAGCCGUUGGCGCCUCACCCUGCAAGCGAAAGCGCAUACCACAAGGCCACUCAUGGAUGAGGGCGCUGUGUCUGUCAGACGUAGCCACUAUUUAUUUAUCAUUCAAGCACUCUGUGUAAACGUCAGCACCCUUGCACCGCUUCACUUAUCGACAAAAUUGUCGUUUGUGUUAGACGGCUCGUGUGAGCGAAAUGCACCCCACGUGGCUGUUACCCGGCUAUCAAUGAUCGCUCGACGGUGGAAUGGGCAACGAUGCACCCGGCAGGCAACGUUCCCGCACGUCCUGCUUCCCUUUAGAGAACCUAGCUUGCAUUUCCGUUUGCCGUUUACGAGCACCGCAUUGUUAUAUUUCGUAGGGGCUUCUCAGAGCAAAUCCAGUUUUAUAAAAUAUUUGUUAG